Molecule: messenger RNA, 729 nt
Organism: Tetrahymena thermophila SB210
Lineage: Eukaryota; Ciliophora; Oligohymenophorea; Hymenostomatida; Tetrahymenidae
Product: aldo/keto reductase family oxidoreductase
Exons: 2
Source: RefSeq, a predicted model, not a curated record
UUCUGAUAGAAAGUAAAAAUUGAUUGGACUCAUAAAAAGAGCUUACAGUCUUGGAAUUAACUUCUUUGACAUAGCUGAAGUUUAUGGCUAAGGUGAAGGGGAAAUCUAAUUUGGAGAAGCCUUCAAAGCUCUAGGAGCUCCUAGAUAAGAAUUAGUCAUUUCUUCUAAGAUCUUCUGGGCAGUUCCACCAACUUCAGUUGAUAUUAAAAAAUUUAAUUAAAUUGGUUUAUCUCGCAAGUAUAUUCUUGAUAGCCAAUUUAAAGAGACUUCAAUUAGACUACUUAGAUAUAAUCUUUUGCCAUAGAUUUUAUGAAGAUAUUCCCUUAGAAGAAACUGCUAAAGCUUAUAACGAUUUAAUCGAAUAAGGACUUAUUCACUACUGGGGAACAUCAAGAUUAAAUAUUAUCCCUCCUGUUUCUGAACAACCUUAAUAUAGCAUGAUUAUAAGAGAAAAAUUUGAAGUUGAAUACAGAAGACUUUUUGACAAGUACAAAUUAAGAGCUACAGUUUGGAGUCCUCUCUACAACAAUAUGUUAACUGAAUAAAUAAUUAGCAUUUUGCUGAUAACAAAAAAGAAAUAUUGAUAAAGCUCCUAAAUGCUCUAGGAAACAUUGCUAAGAGAUUAAAAUGCACUUAAUCAUAAUUAGAAAUGGCUUGGGUUCUUGCAAAUACCAAUUACUACUGCAAUCACAAGUGCUAUUAGACAUAAAUAGCUUGAUGACAUAGUUA